CCAUGCGCUUUAACAAACCCGAACUGAACUCCCUGGCCAGCAAUCCAGCGACGCGGUUCGACAAGGAGGGCCUGCUCAUCAUCACCGACCGCCAGGAGGGAUUCCUCUGGCGCUCCAGCGAAGUUCGAGUUGAGCGUUGGUGCAAACUGCGUGGCAAUCUGCUGUUCUACCUCAAGGACAAGGACCCCAAGUCGCCGGUGGCGGGCCUCCUAGUGCUGGAGAACUGUCGUCCGCGCAUCCACAAUGAGCAGCGGGAGCCCGAGGGCUACGUUUUCGAUCUAGACUUCAAGGACAGCUCGUCGGAGCGCCUGAUCAGCCGCUCGUCGGCCGAGCGCCUCUCCUGGGUGCAGUGCAUCGAGCAGGCCUCCAGCGAGCAGCUGAACCAGCUGAUACGCCAGCUGAAGGAUCAGAUUGUGGCCCAGAGCCGCCCGUCAAGCGGAGGAGGCAUCAGCAUGGGCAACCACAUUGACUUGGGCAUGCCGCUGGAGCAGCAGGUCCAGGAGCAGCUGCAGCUGCAAUCGGAGCAGUCGGAGCAGCCAGCGGCGACCAUGGAGCAGCAGGUGGCGCCGUUUGAAGAACUCGAUCUCUCGGAGCUGCCCAUCUGCGAGACGGCGCUCUCCUGCGACACUUUGCCACUGGACACGAUGGGCCGGCCGCCCAAUCCGCAGGUGGUGUGCUCCCUGCUGCCGGCCGCUGGCGAGGAUUGCCAGCUGUGGCGGGAGCACGCCCGCACGGAGCUGCAGGAGCGGACGCGCAGCCCCCAGUUCCUGUGCACCAUGCGCUUCCAGCGCAGCGCCGGCUUCUCGGCGGCCACGCGGCUGCGCUUCAGCGUCUUCGACGUCCGCGAGCGGCUGACGCUCACCGCCCUGCCGCUGGGCCACGCCGAGGUGGCCCUGGGCGUCAUCCAGGACACCAGCCGGCUGCGCCUGCCGCUCGCCUCGCCGCGCGGCGAGUGCGGCUUCAUCACGCUGGCCUCCUGGUCGCCCGACGCCGCCGUCGAGCCCGGCCAGUCGACGGGCAACGGGCCGCCGCGCUCCAGCACGCAGCUUUUCGAAGGAUCUGGAGCAGGAGGAGGAGCAGGAACAGGGCCAGGAGCCACCACAGGUGGCAGACGAGUCCAUCGCCGCACGCAGUCGCUGCCGCCGAAGCUGGGCGUCCGUCUGUUUGUUCCCCAGCAGUGCGGCCUGCAGCGCGUGUGCUCGAAUCCCCGCCUGCGCACCUACCGGCUGCACUCGUCCCUCGGAGCGGACAUCAGCGUCCAGGAGACGCUGCUCGAGUCGCGCCUGUGCUGCCAGCUGCCCCAGCAGCUGCUCUCCAUCUGGAUCCAGCGCGAGAAGGAGCUGCUGCAGGAGAUCUCCGGCAUGGGCGAGCUGAGCGGCGAGUGGCGCUGGCGGCAGAUGAACCUGCUCGAGGAGCACCUGCGCCUGCUCAAGGAUUACUCGCAGGCCAAGCAGAAUAUCCAGCAGCUGGCCCGCGAUGGCGUUUACUUCAAGCGAUCUUCGGCGAAGGCGGACGAAUCCCUGGAGUUUCUCCCUGUGAAUCUGCAUGUCCAGCGGAUGUGGGCCCAGAAUGACACACUCCAGCGACGUGGCCUUCUGGACGUGGUCACCGUGGGCGCCUUCACGCGCCACGAUGCCAAGGGUCGCAAGUGCGGCGGGCUCAUCAAGUGGGUUAAUCACUUACUUAGUUAUCCUACAUUUCUAAUACUUCCUAUCCUUUUUAGACUCCUCCAAGAGAGCAAAUCCUGGAAGCUGGAGCAGAGCAACGCCUGUAAAGUGCAGGCGGCCAACGAUGCCGUGCAGGCCACCAAGCAGCUGCGCAAGGAGAUUGUCGAGCUGAUGUCCCAGCUCCUCCAGCUGGCCAGUCGGCGCAGCUCCAAGGACAUGAUGCCGCUGUGCAACCAAAUGGUGGCCCGCACACGCACCCUGCUCAACAUCUGGGAGCCCAGCAUUGUGGAGGAGGCGGUGGCCUUCAUCGAGCGGCAUCGCAUCAUCGAGGAGCCGGAGAACGUGCUCAUGGAGCCGAUGUCCCCGUUCCGCAAGAUCACCCAGCAGCUAACUGCACUGGAACUCAAGUCACCGGAGCUGGAGGACUUUGCCACGCCGGUGGUGGCGCCACCGGAUCUCUGGCCACGCGGACAGCCGCCGCUGAUGCGCUCGAAUAGCUGGCAUCCGAGCAAUAGUUCUCCCUGCAGCUCGCUGGACAUCCGGGCCAUCGAUUCGCUGCAGCAUGUGGUCAAGUGCUACAACGAUCACCUGCGCAGCCUGGAGAGGGGCGGAGAUCUUAACCAGGAGGAGCAGGAUGAGGAUGAGUCAGAGGCUACAUAUCAAUCCUUGCCUGUGGCUUGGAAUUCCCAGCCAGCUGCUCCUCCCGCCGUGCUGCAGCUCAUCGAUCUGGACGAGAUUGGGCGAAAGAAACAGCAUCCACAGCCUCAGCCAUCCGCUGGCUUCCUGGACACCAAGCUGAUGAGCUCCUCGCCGUCGGCCAACUACUACCGGCCCACCGAGGAGCCGGAGCCCCUCGAUCUCACCCAGCUGAACAUCGAGGCGAGCGUGAUGUGCCUGGUCAGCAAGCUCAAGUUCUUCUGCGGCCGCUGCGACAGUCCGGCCAUCCGGCUGCGUCAUCCCAAGGCGCUUAUUAAGCGCGAGGGAUUCGCAGUGGCUCCGCAACAGGCGCCGGAUGUGAUUGCCACUCCCUCGACGGCAGUUAAGCAGCCACCGAAUCUCGAUCUUGAUCUCAAGCCAGGCGGAUCGGUGCCCGCGAAGAGGGGCAACAAGUUCACCGACGGCCUCGACCUCUCGAUGACCACUGACUGGGCUGCGGAGCUGCGGCCCAGCAUGCGCAAGCUGCGCCACGCCAUGGACCGCCUGCUGAAGACCGCCCGGCUGAUGCACUCCGUCCAGCGGCUGCAGCAGGACAUGCGAUGCAACAGGCUGCAGGCGAGCAUCAUGUACCGCAGGGACGUCUGCUUCUCACAGGCGCUAACCGCUCUGGUGAGCUCCCUGAUGCUGCGUCUGUGGGGCAGCGAGCUGGACAUGGGCUACCUGGUGAUGCUGCGCGACCUGGGGCCGCUGGCCUACUUCGAGGGCCUGCUGACGCUGUACGGGAACGAGGCGGACAUGUGGAGCGACAUGUGCAUCGCCAUCGAGGACCUGUCGGCCGUGAGCUUCCAGUUGGUGCGGGCGCAGGGUGAGGCGGCCAUGGCGCCCAUGCCAAGGAUCACGGGAUCCCGUCAGUCGCUCGAGGUUCAGCUCCCCGUGCCGGAGCACUCGCUGCCCGGCAACGGCACCUCCAUCGCCUUCAAGAUCACGCCCGUCUUCUUCAACAUCGGCAUCAACGAGAAGGCCAGCUUCGCGGAGACGCUCGGCCAGACGCGGGAGCAGCACCGCUCCAACUGGGACAACUAUUUGCGACUCAGCCAGUACUUCGGGCGCUAUCGCAAGCUGGGCCUCGGCUCCGUGGACGCCGGCGAGUCGCUGCAGUCGCUGCUGGGCUUCAUGGAGCAGCAGCUGCGGGCAAAUGUCUCGAAGAAUGUGAAGAUCCUGCAUCUGGCGGAGGAUGCCUGUCGGCUGAUGGACGGCCUGCGGUUCACCUCGUGCAAGAGCGCCAAGGAUCGCACUGGGAUGGCGGUGACCCUGGAGCAAUGUCGCGUCCUGGUGCGCGAGUUCCAGCUGCCCGCGAAGCACGUGCCCUACGCACUCAGCACAAUGAGGAGUGAGGGCACCCGAAUGGACAACGUACUCAAGAACAUCGGCAAGCGAAAGUAUGCCUUCAAUCGCACUCAGGUCUCCUUUCUGCCGGCCAUGUACAGGCCGCCAGUGGGCAGCUACGGCAAGGCGCAGACUUAGAAGAGUACUUAAUUACGAAAAAAAUAUACAAGUGUGCCAAAAAUGCGAGGCAAGCAAAGCAAAAAUACAGCGAUUAAGUAAUUGCGUAGGUAACUAAUUAAAUUAGCACAUUCAAGGAUUAUCUUCCGGACAAUUGUUAACGCAUCACACGAUUCUCCAUAUUUAUUUAGGCUAUAACCAUGUAGUUGGUAGUUUCCCGUUUGAGGCAUGUACUUCCAGUGAAUAAAGAGAAACCAAAACUUGUUAACCACUAUUAAA
Drosophila takahashii is the source of this 4106-nucleotide messenger RNA. The record is from RefSeq and is a predicted model, not a curated record. Lineage: Eukaryota; Metazoa; Arthropoda; Insecta; Diptera; Drosophilidae.